This is a messenger RNA of Cotesia congregata, 1476 nucleotides long. The record is from the annotation of a GenBank genome assembly. Lineage: Eukaryota; Metazoa; Arthropoda; Insecta; Hymenoptera; Braconidae.
AUGUACUUUGUCGUAAAAUUGCACCCUGUAGUAACUCAUACCUACGCGUCUUACCCAGGCCAAGACGAAGUCGUGAACUAUGAUCUCUUUUCGGAGUGGGCUGAUGGACAUGUAAGACAAGUUUACGACCCAGAUUGUGAAGAAGCAAGGAAACAUUUGUCCGGGUGGGCUAUGAGGAAUACUAACAAUCAUAAUGUUAGUAUUUUAAAAAAAUCUUGUUUGGGUGUGCUUGUCUGCUCACUUAAAUGCAUUUUGCCCAAUGGAGGACAGGUACACUUACGACCGGCCAUUUGUGAUAAGGCUAGGAAAAAACAACAAAAUACAACAUGUCCAAAUAAACCAUGUCCCGGAGUCCUAGAGAUACAACCAUGUCGAGGUCACUGUGGUUAUCCAGUAACGCACUUUUGGCGUCAUACACCUUAUGCAGUAUUUUUCCAAGCAAAAGGACACCACGAUCAUCCGCGUCCUGAACCAAAAUCAACUGCGGAAUCGCGCAGAAGUAAUACUAAUGGGAGGAGGAUUAAAGGAUUCGGCGUUUUUCUAGAUCGCGAUGCGGCUGUUGGAUCAAAGCAAUACCAACCUUACACGCAACCCUCAGAAGCUUACUGGUACCAAGACUCAACCAACACCGAAACCAUCUUCGUAGCUCCGCAGUCUCAAACCACUCCACAAUCUCAAAGCACUCAAGAUCCCUACGACUUUCCAACAAUUACGGAAGAAUACUUCCAACCUGGCGAGAUCUUCCAGCUAGACCAGCCUCUGCGAGCCGAUUUUCCUUCAAACCCUUCCAGCACCAAUUCAAGCAACAGAUCUCCUUCAACUCUUCUAGAUCUAGGCUCUGGGACCAUAAAGUACCAAGUAAAGUCCCAAGAAGACAUCUACUGGAACCAACUGGUCAGUGAAGACUCAUCAAACAGCGCUCUUUCUCAAAAUCAAGAUGAUAAAUUAUACAACCAGCCUAAUUUAGUCUACAAUGCCAACAAAUCAGCUGAAAGCAAAUUUGAUUCUAAUUACCAACGCAAUGAUCUAACAAAAUUAUUAACACCCAAAGUAGUAAUUGAAGAAACUCAGUAUCCUAGUCAGAAUAAUUAUUCUAAUGAAAAUAAUUGUUUAGGAUACAAUUACGAUGAUUAUUAUUCUAUUUAUAAUGCAGACCUACCAACUGGAAAUAAUUUUUCAAAAAAUAAUAUCCAAAAAACAACUCAAGAUUCUUCCAGGUCUAAUUUUAAUCAAUCUAUUGAAGCUGAUAAUUAUUUAUGCAAUUAUUCUUGUGAUUUGGAUAAUAAGCUCACUGGUAAUAUUAAUAUUAUUAAUAAGAAUAAUAAUAAUAAUAAUAAUAAUAAUAAUUAUAAUAAUGAAAGUGAUUUAGAUAGCACCUCGUUUGUUGACUACACUUUUUUAGGGUCACUUUGCAAUUCUAAUGAAGAACAAAAUGCGCAGCCGGUUAAUCAAUUUGCGUAUUACAAUAAUAAUAAU